AUGAGAUGGCUGUUGGGUGCGCCACAGGGGAUUGCAAAUGAGAAACUCUAUAUGGAUAGCGGUAUGCUGGGCUUAGAACACCAGCUAGCUUUAAGAUCCCUAAACUAUCGGCUAAAACUAGAGGGAGAGGCCAAAAAGGGGACGAUGCUGGGUAAUUUGUAUUUAAUGAACAAGCAGAAAGGACUGACGUGGGUAAGGACCUGCUCUAGAUGGACUGAUCUUGUAAAUUUUAGCGGUCUUAGAUAA
Blepharisma stoltei is the source of this 246-nucleotide messenger RNA. The record is from the annotation of a GenBank genome assembly. NCBI's taxonomy places the organism in Eukaryota, Ciliophora, Heterotrichea, Heterotrichida, Blepharismidae.